GUUACCGAAAACUCGUAACUAAAAUCACAUGAUUUGUGUCUUGUCAUAUGACAUUGAUGAGGACGACAAGCAACCAGCGACUCUGGACUUCACUAAAAGAAAUAACCCUAAACUGUCAGGGAUGAAGUUAACUUUUUUGUGUCGAUAAUAUGUGGAGUAUGGAAUGCUGGGGAGUUUUGUCUACGAUUGCUGCCGCCUGUCUGUUAGGUGUGGUGGUGAGCCAGACGACGGCUCCCACGAUGGCUCCUGCUGUGAUGAACACCACAUUCAUUGAGAAUGUGACGUUGACCACCAGAGUCAGUGAGAAUGUGACUUUGACCACACCCAUGCUCCUCAGCACCACAUCCCCAGGCUGCUCUGCCCUCAACACCUCCACCUGUGAGACCUGUGUCCCAGGGUCCUACUCUGACAACGACACCCUGCUGUGUUCCUGCUGCCAUGAGCCAGGGCUGUGUCUGUUCGCUGGGGCUUGCCUCCCAUGUUCCGGAGGGUUCUUUCAGCCUCUGGCUGGACAACAGCGAUGUCAGCCCUGCAGCCAGGGUUUUUACACCAAUUUCACCGGCAGCCGUAUGUGUCAGUCCUGCUCCCCAGGCUCCUACAGCAACAACACAGGCUCCGACUCCUGCCGAAGCUGUUCUCCAGGUUUCUAUACAUCACAACAAAAUGCCACAUCGUGCAGUCCAUGUCAACAGGGAACGUUCUGCAACUCCUCCAGUUGUGCUCUGUGUCAGAUCUGUCCUGCUGGUACAGAGUCUCUGCAGCCUGCUGCCAAGGAGUGCACACCUUGUCGUCCAGGUAUGCACAAGGGUCCCCGUCAGAGUAUGUGUCAAAUAUGCAGCAGCGGCUUCUUCCAGAUCCGCUGGGGCCAGGAGACCUGUAACCUCUGCCCUGAAAACCACUACUGCCCAAGUCCAGAUGUGAACCCCAUCCUGUGCCCCGGUGAUGCCUUCUGUCCUGAAGGCAGCACUGCUCCAGGUUACUGCAUGGAGACCUUCUUUCGCAAGGCAGGGGAGGAGUGUGAGCUGGCCCCCGUCACCAUUGCUUUACUUGUCAUAGGAGGAGGAGUGGCCCUACUCUUCAUCAUCCUGCUGGUGUUGCGUCGAAGACGAGACACAGACGGAGAGCUUUCCCUUGCACGACAACCUCUGUUACGCAAAGAGCGGCCGCAAGGUCGAUACUACGGGAUCCCAUGUGAUGCCGAGCCAGUAUACGCUGGUUGGUGAGCAUGUCCCCAGCCCCAUCUGAUGCCUCCAAUUAUUGGGGUAAAAUGUCUGGCUUUCAGAGCAAAAUCAACUGAAUUCUAUGUACCUCAGCUUUGGACUAAUGGACCAUAAGAGAAAGCAGACUCACACCAAAUCCUAGCCAUGGUUUACCAAAUGUCCAUUUGAGUACUUUUGAUAACUCACUAGCUCUUUCAUGCGGUACAUCUCCUAGAUGUAAUUUUUUAUUUAUUUAACUAGGCAAGUCAGUUAAGAACAAAUUCUUAUUUUCAAUGACUGCCUAGGAACAGUAGGUUAACUGCCUACUGUUCCUAGGGUUAACUGCCUACUGUUCCUAGGGGCAGAACGACAGAUUUUUACCUUGUCAGCUCGGGGAUUCGAUCUUGCAACCUUUCGGUUACUAGUCCAACGCUCUAACCACUAGGCUACCUGCUGCUGUCAUUCUUGACAAGCAGAAGUGUUUUUCUUCAGUAUUUUGUGCUUUAGUGAAGGCUGACCCUAUUACAUUUGUUAAAAAGAAGAGAAAAUGUCAGCAAUUGAAUUCCUCUUUAGGUUCAUUAGGUCAAUGGUUUAAAGAGGCACACAGGAUGGUUGAGGAGGUUUGAAAACUGCUUGUUGAGCCUCUUAUAAGGACUUUGUUAUAUGAAAAGCACUUGUUUUUGUUUGUAAAUGUUACUGCAUUCAUUUAUGGUAGAUCGAAAGUUAUGCUUUAAAGAUUGUUUUAAGUAAAUGUUCCCCUCUUUCACAGAAAUAAUCUUUCCUGGUUAUACAGAUUAAUAAUAUUGAUGUGAGGUACUAUGUAUUAUCUUUAUGUUUGAAAUGCAAAUCUAUAUUCAGCAUUAGCAAUGUUUUUGACCUGUUCUUUAAAAGAAAAUUAUAUUUGUAUGUUUUAAAGAAAAACACUGACUCCACUCCAGGGUAUAUACUGGAAUAAAGCAGAACUUUGCACUA
Molecule: messenger RNA, 2171 nt
Organism: Salmo salar (Atlantic salmon)
Lineage: Eukaryota; Metazoa; Chordata; Actinopteri; Salmoniformes; Salmonidae
Molecular function (GO): protein binding
Source: RefSeq, a predicted model, not a curated record